AUGUCCCAAUACACCGACGCUGAUGGCAUCGAAUCAAACCUCACACCGGAUCUGACGCAAAACGGCUUGCUUACUCCCAAUACCGAAUCCGAGGAGAAUUCCUCCAUCAGAGUGUGGCUCGAAUUACAAGAGGCUGUGAAACGCAAUCACAUGCACGACCCGACGCCUGGCGAUACCCUCAUCAUCGUUGACAAGACCUACGACCGAGUCUUGGCCUGCCACCCAGGUGGCCAUUUGAUCCUUGACAAUGUCAUUGAAUAUGACAUGAGUGAACCUAUUCCUGAGCGUUGGAAGUGGCUCUGUACCGAGACUGACGGCUUCAUCGGGUUUCGCAGCCUCGCUGAAAAUAAAUAUCUUGGUCACGACUUUUGGUGGAACUUUGUUGCCCGAGCUACUGCACAGAAAGGGGAUGAAAAUUUUAUACUCAUCAAGCGCCAAAACGGAUAUCGCAUCCAGAGCCCGUUCUGGUUCGGAUUCAAACCAAUAUCAGCGCGCUCUGAUGGGUCUGGUAUUGAAGCAAAGGAGCCUGAUGGUACAUUGUGGGGUUUUAUGGAAGUCAGAGAGUGA
This is a messenger RNA of Beauveria bassiana ARSEF 2860, 567 nucleotides long. RefSeq lists its product as uncharacterized. NCBI's taxonomy places the organism in Eukaryota, Fungi, Ascomycota, Sordariomycetes, Hypocreales, Cordycipitaceae. The record is from RefSeq and is a predicted model, not a curated record. Bases 1 to 567 code for a protein of 188 amino acids. The transcript has a single exon.